Molecule: messenger RNA, 1033 nt
Organism: Colletotrichum phormii
Lineage: Eukaryota; Fungi; Ascomycota; Sordariomycetes; Glomerellales; Glomerellaceae
Product: glutathione S-transferase
Exons: 2
Coding region: 133-927 (264 amino acids)
Biological process (GO): glutathione metabolic process
Molecular function (GO): glutathione transferase activity
Source: RefSeq, a predicted model, not a curated record
CUUCAUAUGUAAGCCUCAACUCACUCACACCUCCUCACCGCCAUACUCCACUCAUUAUCUUCUAGUUUCUCCAAAGCCUCAAUUGACUUUCCCUCAGCUGACUUAUCUCAAAGACACCCAUACACAGAAGCAAUGGCCGAAACUCCCAGUGCUAAGCGUCAAAAGUCCUCCAAGGACGUCUCCUAUGAACUCAUCUACUGGCCAGGUCUCCCCGGCCGCGGAGAGCACGCCCGUCUCCUCCUGGAGGAGGCCGGCGCUGAAUACACCGAUACUGCGCAGAUUGAAGACGGCGUCAAGACUGUCCUGGCCCAGAUCGAUGACAAGAACCUGGGCGAUGAGCACAAUCCGCCUCCCUUGGCUCCCCCCAUCCUGAAGCACGGCGAACUCCUCAUUAGCCAGACGUCCAACAUCCUACUCUACCUGGGACCACGCCUCGGCCUUGCGCCCAAGAUAUCCGAAGAUGACGAUGGUAUCUACUUCGUCAACGGCCUUGCGCUGACUGCGCUGGAUGGACUGAGCAACGAGGCUCACGACACACACCACCCUAUCGCGACAGGGCUGUACUACGAGGACCAGAAGGAGGAGAGUAAGAUCAAGGCCAAGGACUACAUCGCCAACCGGUUGCCCAAAUUCUUUGGCUACUUUGAGCGGGUGCUAAAGAGCAAGGCUAGCGGCAAGGGCCCUUGGCUCUAUGGCGGGUCUCUGACAUACGCUGACUUGGUCCUUUUCCAGUGCCUCGAUGGUCUUAAGUUCGCGUUUCCCAAUGCUCUGAAGCGUAUCGAGGGAGCUGGCGACUUCAAGGGCCUCUUUGCGCUCUACGAUGCUGUCAAGGAACGGCCCAAGAUUAAAGAAUAUCUUGCUAGCGACCGUAGACAAAAGUACUCUCAGGGGAUUUACCGCCACUAUCCUGAGCUGGAUGAAGAGUGACGGUGAGACUAGUGUUAAUGGAAAGGUUUGAAGGUUUGAGACAUACUAUGAUAGAUGAGCUCGAAUAAACUGCAUCAUCUCAAAAUUGAAAAUAUUUUGCGUUAAA